Messenger RNA from Echinococcus granulosus, 543 nucleotides. RefSeq lists its product as hypothetical. The transcript has 5 exons. Bases 1 to 543 code for a protein of 180 amino acids. Lineage: Eukaryota; Metazoa; Platyhelminthes; Cestoda; Cyclophyllidea; Taeniidae. The record is from RefSeq and is a predicted model, not a curated record.
AUGUGUGAAGCAAUAUUUUUUAAAAGUUUCGUUGAAUUAUUUCUAUAUAUUUCUGUUGUUUUAAACACAAAUAUGUCUGUUUUCUCGUCUGAAAAUUUCGAGGAACAGUUCCCUCCAUUUUUUCUUACUUUAAAAGAGAAAACAAGCAUCAGCAGGCCACAAUUAAAUGUCAAAGAAUUAAAAAUUUGUAUAACAACUCUUUUCUUUAGUUUUAAAUUUUUUUUUUGGCAUAAAAAAAUUGCCAAUUUUUUGGUACCAGUUGUUAAAAAGUCAACAUUUUGUCUUAAUUUGAAAGCCCUCGAGGUCAGCAGCGCCUUCAAGAAACCAAUCAGUCUCUUAAUGGCCACAAAUUUAUGCAAAAUGGAUUUUUUUAUAUUUUUUAUAAUAAUAAUUUUUAUUAAUCGCUUUGUUUUACGGCAGGAUUUAAAUACACCGCGAUUAUUUAUUUUUGCCCAACUGACCAAUGAAAUUAUUGGGCGUAAAACAGUGCCUUUUUUAGAAUUUUCUUCUUUUUUGGAACAAAAACACAAACAUAGGAAUUAG